Girardinichthys multiradiatus is the source of this 2059-nucleotide messenger RNA. RefSeq lists its product as uncharacterized. The record is from RefSeq and is a predicted model, not a curated record. The transcript is spliced from 7 exons. Bases 246 to 1244 code for a protein of 332 amino acids. Lineage: Eukaryota; Metazoa; Chordata; Actinopteri; Cyprinodontiformes; Goodeidae.
ACGCUGUAUUUAUCCUGGUACCGCAGCGUUUCAGUGCGGCGCAUGUCAGAUGAGAGCCAAAGUAACCCGAGAGACCUGCUAAGCUGUUUACAGUUUACUGUCUUUGUGACAACUAAUUGGUUGUUUUUUUGGACAACAAUGUGGGUUAAGCUGUUCACGCUGAAGUAUUAUGGGAUGAGAAAAACAGCUGCCAGCUAAAGCGUGUAGAAAAGAAGCCAGCUAUUUACUCUGAAUGCAGCAAAACAAUGUCAGGUAGUAACCUCCCACCGUUAUGGCAUUCACCAGACUGGACCAGAGCUACAAUCGCCAGAAAAUCGAGUUCUCCAAGACGUUUCCCUGCGAACCAACCCCGACACCCCUUGCCUGCUGUCCUGCUGGCGGUCAGAGGAGGAGUAGAUGGGCCAGGAGGCCCAGUUGCGUCCCGCCAGAGCGAGUUGGAUCCCCGAGUCGCAUCCCUCGAAAGGAACAUCCAAUUCCUGCAGCAACAGCACAAGGAAACUCUCGAGAAGCUCCACGCAGAAAUAGAAUAUCUCAGAAAGGAGAACAAAGAGCUGAAGUAUAAACUUAUUAUGGACUUUCACAAGACGAGCAGAAAAGGAUUAAUGCACAGUCUUCAAGAUACAAGACCUCCACCUGAAGACAGAGAGACCCACACUGGACUCUACCCGGAGGAACCACUUGAGGACACAACGGUACUGUUGCAAGACCAAGCUUUAAGCUCAAGAAAGGGCAGCAAAGUUCCACGGUCUGUAUGGCAGAAGGAUGGCACAGACAUGACAGGGCGACUAAUUACCUCCUUACACCCUCUAAGAAUCCACAGCAGUCCAUCCCAUCCGCCACGUGCUCCUACGCUGCAGGAGUGUGAGGUCAUCAUCCGGCAGCUGUUCAAUGCAAACUAUUUACAGUCUCAGGAAAUUGCACGUGUAAAGGCGCUGCUGAAAGAUAUAGUUCUGAGCAAGAACAUCACCCCAGAGCACCACAUUUUAAGCAACACCUGCCUUGUUGCCGGAAAGUGCAAACCUGUACAAGAAAGGAAAUUUCCCAAACUUGGCCUUCAGUCGUUUCCUGAGAAAAUGUAUGUUGGUCCUGUUCUAGGGGGUUCUCUGAAGUUUAAAAGGUCUGGACCCUCUCAUUCUGGUGUUGUACUCCCUGCUCUGAAGCAGAACCUCAGCUCCAAUAUUGCAAACAGACACAGGAGGACCCAUGCAAAGCACAGAGACCACUUCAAAUGGACUUUGCAUUGACUAGUUACAAAAGACCAAAGUGCGGGACUUUUUAUGGUCCAUAACUUUAGUCAUCAAUUCUUCUUCAUUAAUGAAUCAUUAAAAUCAAAUAUUAAGCUGUAGGAAAUAUUCCAUUUUAUUGAAAGAUGAUUGCAAUAUAUUUUGAUAUUACUAAAUGAUGUCUCAGUUCUUCACAGCUAAACCAUCACAUUUAAGUAAGUGGAGCAGGACAUUUAAGGAGUAAGUGGAGCACAGUAAUACACCAGGCCUUUUCAAGCUUUAACAUGUCAACAUUCAAGCUGGUAAAUAAGUCUGUGGUCCAAUCCUAUCCCAUCCUGACACCUAAUUGCUGUACUCUCACACACACACUAUUGACUGUCAAGGGAGUAUUGCUUGAGGUCAUGACGACUUGAAAUGGAAUUAUUAAGCUGGGGCAGUGCAUGCUUUUUAAUAAUAUUGAUAAAAGUGGUAAUGAUAAUUAUUUUUUUUUAAUGUAUUUUAAAAUAUAUAUGUUUCCCCAAUAUGCAUAUUCAAUCAAUUAGAAUAUUAUUGAAAAGUACAUGUAUUGUAGUACCUCAGUUCACUAAGUGAAACACAUUGUAAAGAUUAAUUACAUACAAUUGUGUGUUUAUAAGCCUUUCCUUCUGUUAAUUAUGAUGAUUUUCUGCUAACAGUUAUUGAAAACGCAACAUUUAGAACUAGAAUGUCACAUAAGACCAAUGUUUUUUUUAAUACAUACAUGUGGCCUUAAUGAAAAGUAUGUUUGAUACCUGCUUAAAGGCUUAAAGAUUUAAAAGGUACCUUCUAAUCUAACAAAUAAAUCUCAUCAGAAUGCA